AUGGAAUCAGUUAGAUACAGACCUAAUAUUAUUAUAUCGGGAACUCCGGGGUGCGGGAAGUCCACUACGUGUGAGCUUUUGCGCAGAAGAGUUUCUGAUGAAUACAAAUACUUCAACAUUAGUGACUUCGCCAAGGAAAAAGACUGUUACGAUGGGUACGAUGAGGCCCGUAAGUCGCAUAUUGUGGACGAAGACCGAUUGCUUGACGAAUUAGAGCCGCUUCUCAGAAAGGGUGGGUGUAUAGUGGAUUGGCAUGUGAACGAUAUAUUUCCAGAGAGAUUGAUAGAUCUUGUGGUAGUGCUAAGAUGCGACAACGCUGGAUUGUACGAUAGGUUGAAGAAGCGUGGGUACCACGAUGCUAAGAUCGAUGAGAAUCUAGACGCAGAGAUUAUGGGGGUGGUGCUUCAGGAUGCGCUCGACAGUUAUGCGAAGGAGAUUGUUGUUGAACUACAGAGUGACACUACGGAGGAUAUGGACAAAAACGUGGACCGUAUUGCGGCAUGGUUGGACCAAUGGUUGGAGCAACACGAAGACGGUGUGACUAAUGAGCUUGAAGGUGCUCAAGAAGGUGACAGUGACGGACAAGAGAGUCAGGAGGAGGAAGAAGAGGAAAGUCAAGAAGAAGAAGAGGAGGAUUAA
This is a messenger RNA of Kluyveromyces marxianus DMKU3-1042, 639 nucleotides long. It is a transcript of the gene FAP7, whose product is annotated as nucleoside-triphosphatase. Lineage: Eukaryota; Fungi; Ascomycota; Saccharomycetes; Saccharomycetales; Saccharomycetaceae. Gene Ontology annotation, cellular component: cytoplasm; nucleus. The transcript has a single exon. Gene Ontology annotation, molecular function: ATP hydrolysis activity; ATP binding; AMP kinase activity. Bases 1 to 639 code for a protein of 212 amino acids. The record is from RefSeq and is a predicted model, not a curated record.